AUUUUCCCUCUAGCUUUACACAAUGGAGCUGGAGAGCAUACUAGGAUAUCUUCAAAACAAGACCAUCUUAGUAACUGGAGCCACUGGCUUCCUUGGAAUGUUAUUUGUGGAGAAAAUUCUAAGGGUUCAACCAGAUGUGAAAAGGCUUUAUCUUCUGUUAAGAGCUUCGGAUACCAAGUCAGCCACAGAUCGCAUGCAUGAUCAGAUAAUUGGGAAGGAGUUGUUCACGGUUCUCAAAGACAAAUGGGGCACAAAUUUUGAUUCUUUCAUAGCAGAAAAAGUUGUGGCUGUUCCAGGAGACGUAACUUUUGAUGACCUCGGAGUGAAAGAGAUCAAGUUGAGAGAAGAAAUGUGCAAUGGAAUUGAAAUCAUACUUAAUUCUGCAGGAACCACCAACUUUGAUGAAAGAUAUGAUAUUGCAUUGAGCGUCAAUGCAUUUGGAGUUCAGCACGUACUGAGCUUUGCAAAGAAAUGUCUCAAACUAGAGAUGCUGCUCCACGUGUCAACUGCUUAUGUAUGUGGAGAAAGGGCAGGACUUAUACUAGAGGACUCAUCUUGCAUGGAUGAGCUGGAAAAGGAGAUCACUAGAUUUGAUUUCAAAGUGCAAGAGAUGAAUUUAGUGGAAGAGAAACUGAAUGAACUAAAAGCACAGGACGCGACAGAACAAGUUAUUACCACCACAAUGAAGGAUAUUGGCAUUGAAAGGGCUAAAUUGUAUGGAUGGCCAAACACCUACGUAUUUACAAAGGCGGUGGGAGAAAUAUUUCUAGGCCAAUCAAAAGAUCAUUUUCCCAUUGUCAUUAUACGUCCUAGCGUGAUCACCAGCAGUUACAAAGAGCCAUUUCCAGGUUGGGUUCAAGGUUUCAGAACCAUUGACAGCGUAAUUGCUGGUUAUUGUAAAGGAAAAGUGACAUGCCUACUCGUGGACCCUAUGUCAGUAUUUGAUAUGAUUCCUGUUGACAUGGUCGUACAUUCAAUGAUUGUAGCAAUGGUGGCUAAUGCAAAUAAAUCUUCUAACAUCAUUUACCAUGUGGGAAGCUCUUUGAGAAAUCCUAUAAAUUUCCUUAAUAUUCACAGUUUUGUCUUCCGAUACUGCACCGAAAAACCCUGGAUUGGGAAGGAUGGAAAGCGUGCCAAGGUUGGCAAGCUUAGAUUCUUCAAGACUAUGGCUACUUUUCGCAUGUAUAUGCAAAUUCGCUUCAUGCUACCUUUGGAGGGUUUAAAGUUCGUGAACAAAGCAUUUGGAGGAUAUUUCCAAGAUCUAUAUGUUAACUAUAAUCAGAAACUCAAAUUGGUGAUGCGCUUGGUAGAGCUAUACGAACCUUAUAUGCUAUUCAAGGGCAUCUUUGAUGACAACAAUGCUGAGGAAUUGCGAAGGAUAACAAGGGAGAGGUUCGUUGAUGCGGAAGCUUUCAAUUUUGAUGCAAGAUGCAUUGAUUGGGAAGACUACAUUAUGCACACUCACAUUCCUGGUCUCCAGAAAUAUGUUAUGAUGAAACGAUAAUCGAGAGGUGCCUGCAUUGUCCUAUAGAAAAUAAAUAAAUGCAAUGAUCCAUCAAUAUAUUUUGUAUCAUUGACGGUAUAUUUACUACUAGAAAAGCUCCAAAUAAAGCCACGGAUAUACCAUGGCAAAGAUCUUUUUAAUGUACCUCUAUAUAUUUGCAAUGUACCCAUUC
Messenger RNA from Prunus mume (Japanese apricot), 1676 nucleotides. Its product is annotated as fatty acyl-CoA reductase 3-like. NCBI's taxonomy places the organism in Eukaryota, Viridiplantae, Streptophyta, Magnoliopsida, Rosales, Rosaceae. Gene Ontology annotation, cellular component: intracellular membrane-bounded organelle. The record is from RefSeq and is a predicted model, not a curated record. Gene Ontology annotation, molecular function: alcohol-forming very long-chain fatty acyl-CoA reductase (NADP+) activity. Gene Ontology annotation, biological process: long-chain fatty-acyl-CoA metabolic process; suberin biosynthetic process.